CCGUACCACCGCACUCCGCCGCGAGGGGGAAGUUCCCGCCGGAGCUGACGGACAGGCGAGCGAGGCCGCAAAGUCCCCCCCUCUCCUGCCCCCCCCGACACAGCUUCCCGUCGCACUUGGACUGCGGCCCUCCUGAGGGGCUCCUGCAGUCCGAGCCGGGGGAGACCUGCGCGCCCCUCCCCCCGCCCCCCCGGACGGCGCGGCGUUGGUCUCUCCCGGCGGGAGGCGGGGCCGGGCCGGGGGCAGGCCGGGCGGGCUGUCCACUCCCCUCCCUCCCCUCCCUCCGCGCCGUUAAAAUGAAACUCUAGUGGCCGGAGCCGGAGCCGGAGCUGGGACUGCAGCCGGGCCGGGCCGAGAGCGGGCGGGAGCCCGGGGUGGCGUACGUGCCGGCAGCGGAGCCGCGCGGCCGGCCCCCGCGGGACCGCGAUGUACACGCCGCCGUGGGGCAUGGAGCGCGAGGACGGCGGGGAAGGAGAAGGCGAGGGCGGCGAGGGCGGCGAAGGCGAGGACUGGAGGGACGUGACCAUGCCCUACUCCACUGAGCUCAUCUUCUACAUCGAGAUGGACCCCCCAGCUCUUCCGCCAAAGCCGCCCAAAUCCUUGACUCAAGCCGGUGCCAACGGCCUGAAGGACAGUUCAGGGUUUUCCCUCCCUGACGCAGAGUGGUACUGGGGAGACAUCUCAAGGGAAGAGGUCAAUGAUAAACUCCGGGACAUGCCCGACGGAACCUUCCUGGUGCGAGACGCAUCCACCAAGGUGCAGGGAGACUACACGCUUACUCUGCGGAAGGGAGGCAAUAAUAAAUUGAUUAAGAUUUACCAUCGGGAUGGCAAAUACGGCUUCUCAGACCCGCUGACCUUCAGCUCUGUGGUGGAGCUGAUCAAUCACUACCGCCAUGAGUCUCUGGCCCAGUACAAUCCCAAGCUCGACGUGAAGCUGAUGUACCCCAUCUCCAGGUACCAGCAGGAUCAGCUGGUGAAAGAAGACAACAUCGAUGCCGUUGGCACAAAGCUGCAGGAAUACCACUCUCAGUACCAAGAGAAGAGCAAAGAGUAUGAUCGGCUGUAUGAGGAGUAUACCAGGACCUCACAGGAAAUUCAAAUGAAGAGGACGGCGAUCGAAGCUUUUAACGAGACAAUUAAGAUCUUUGAGGAGCAGUGUGCAACCCAGGAGCGCCAGAGCAAAGACUACAUUGAACGCUUUCGGCGAGAGGGGAACGAAAAGGAGAUUGAGCGGAUAAUGAUGAAUUAUGAGAAGCUGAAAUCGCGUCUGGGUGAAAUUCACGAUAGCAAAAUGCGUCUGGAGCAGGACCUGAAGAAGCAGGCGCUGGAUAACCGGGAGACGGACAAGAAGAUGAACAGCAUCAAGCCGGACCUGAUUCAGCUGCGCAAGAUCCGCGACCAGUACCUAGUAUGGCUCAGCCACAAAGGAGUCCGACAGAAACGACUCAACGACUGGCUGGGAAUCAAAAAUGACCACAUCGAUGAGACCUAUUUUAUGAAUGAGGAAGAUGAAAAUCUGCCACACUAUGACGAGAAAACGUGGUUUGUUGGGGAUCUCAACCGGCUCCAGGCGGAAGACCUGCUCCACGGGAAGCCCGACGGAGCCUUCUUAAUUCGCGAGAGCAGCAAGAAGGGCUGCUACGCCUGCUCCGUGGUGGCCGACGGGGACGUGAAGCACUGCGUGAUCUACAGCACGGCGCGGGGCUACGGCUUCGCCGAGCCCUACAACCUGUAUGGCAGCCUGAAGGAGCUGGUCCUGCACUACCAGCACACGUCCCUCGUCCAGCACAACGACUCCCUCAACGUCCGGCUGGCCCACCCCGUCUACGCACAGCUGCCCUCCCACUGCAGAUAGACGCGGGCCGGCAGCGUGGCCGGGGCCGCGGCCGAGGGAGCCGGGGGCUUUUCUAGGGUUUUAUCUGCGGGACGACGGAGACGAGGAGGGCGACGAGGGCAUCCUUUCUACUUAGACUGCUUGUUUUGCACAAGAAGUGAUUCUGUGAAUGUGAAGCAGAGGGGCCUGGGGGCCGGCCGGGGGUCGGGGCCACCUCCGGCCGGACGCCGAGGCCGCCUGCAUCUGGGGUCCCGGCUGCGCCGCGCGCGGCUGUUUUUGUUGUCAACACCCAUGUGCACUCUCCCCACGGGGGAUAAACUGAGCACGAGGUACCGGAGGCAGACAGACACUGCGGAUGGAGAAGGAGGGUUAGGGGGCGCAGGGAGGGUGCGUGUCCGUGUCUCCCUGGUUUUUACUUUGGGCUGGGCUCAGUCUGGGUGGGGGGCAGGGAGAGGGCCCCAUUGUCUGCUUCCAUUCAGGAGCUGGAGGAGGCCGGAGCUCCUGCCACUGGUGGGGGCCCCGGGCCCGACCCCAUGGUCAUUCAAGGCUGCUCCUGCUGCAGGCAGACGGGCUUGGGAGGCUGAGCUGACCAAAGGAAAAGGGGGAGCUUCUCCUUCCUUUUACACGUAUCAGAAGCCCUAGAACGAGUCCUUCCCAUGCGGUGGCAUCUUUUGUACCGAGGGCAAAGCGGACCCAGCGACAUCCGGGCCCUUCCCUCAGGAGGGGCCCCGAGGGCCCCAGCCUGGGCAAGCGUUCCUUUCCACACCAGAACUUAAAGGAAAAAAAGGAAAUGGGCAAGUGUCUGUGGGUACUGGAGACUCCUGGACCUGCCAAGGGCCUAGGGGUCUCCCUUGCCCCAGGCUCCUCCGGGGGUCUCGGCACUUGAAGAAUUCCCCACCUGAGAUCCCUGUAACUCGGACGUAUGUAGACAGUGCAGUGUUGUGCUUCCCGGUGGCUGGAAUAUACCAAAAACCUGCAGAGCUGCCCUGACCGGGCCGAGCGCACGGCAUCUCCCCAGAACCUCCAACACCACCUUGGCGGGAGCGCCAACCCCCGGGCUUCUCUUCCCGAUGGAGAUCCUCGGCCUUGGAGUGGACCCCGCUCAGACCCACAGCCCGGGACCAGCCUGCCCGGCAGAGUCUGCCCAUGGAAGACACGGCCUCUGGGAAAGAACGGACAGAUGUCUCCCUUGCUCCUCCCGCCUCCCCCCUCCUGGGUCUGGCCGGUCUGUGGCUUGGUCCCAGACCCAAAGACCAUCCGGGACCUUCGGGCACCUUGUUUUUCCAGCCCAGCACCCUCUUGGUCCUGGGAGGAGCCUCUGGGUCCCCGUCCGCCCCUUUCUCACCCCUCGCCGGGGGCUCCUGCGCCGCACUGACUCGUUCUGGUGCCUGGGUCUUGUUCCUCCCGGGCCUUGGCACCAGGACACACCAGAUUCCGCUCAGCGGCCCCGGAGCCUCCGCUUCUGGGGGUUUGGAGGGAGGCGUUGCCUGGUUCCCUUGUCUUACAACCCCCACCUUCGCCCUGGAGGAAUCCUGAUUGUCAUCUCUGGGCUUGGGACCCCUCGGCUCUCAGCCCGUGGGCUCGGGGGCUUGGGGGCAAGGGAAGUCGGCUGUCGCCAGUCUUAGCCGUUUCCCAGGUCUGGCAGCGGGGGGAGGGGAGGGGCCUUCAGCCAAACACCAUUCGCAGCUCCCAGGGCACCGGGGGGGGGGGGGGGGGGGGGGGGGGGGCAGGAAGGAGUCUCGGAUCCUGCACGCCCGUCCAUCUGGACUUUUCUUGUGACUGGACCUGACUCGCCUGCAUUGCGGACCAGAAGCCUUUGAGGAGGCUCAGACGGCAGCUUGGGCGUCGGUGGGGCUGAGAAGGGCCCCGGGUGACUAGCCAGCUCAGAGCUGCUCCAGGCCGUUGUCAGAGCCCCUGGGGGUCUUCCCAGCCCCAGCUCCACAGGCAUCUUCCAUCAGCAAAGGCCACUGGGGGCGGGGCCUGCUGGGAAUCCUGUGCCUUUGAGGAGCCGGUAUGAGAUGGGGUCACGGGCACCCCCUGGGAGCCCCGAGAGAGCAGAGCUGGGGCCCGACCGGGACCCCUUCCCUGGGCUCCUGGCAGACAUCUGGAUGGUUCCCCAGCCGUGGGGGCAGAGGAAGAUCGGGGACACAGCUUCAGCAGCAAGACUGGCUGGCCCCUGUUGUCCCAUGCCCCAAGGAUACCGGACAGCAGCUUUGGGAUGGCCUUGGGGAGCGGGGCAGUGCCCGGGGCUGGGCCCCUGGGAGGAGCGGGUGCCACGGGAAGUCUCUCUGCUCUUGCUGCUGUCACCUGCCUGGGGAGCUUGGCUCCUUGCUGCUAACUGUGGGCCCGGUGUCUGGGACCCCACCGGGGGUCUCGGGACCCCGCGGGAAGGUCAGCCUGUGGCGGGAGGAGGGAUGAGCCCGGGGGUGCCCUGCUCGAGUUCUCCAAGCUACCGAGGAUAGAACGAUAACCGGGAGGUGGCUGGGGGCUCUCUAGCUCCCGGGGACCCAGUUUGAGACGACCCGAAUGGAGCCGUAGGGCGGCCGCAGCUGGACAGACGUGCCCAGAUCAGUGCCGGCCAAGCACGGGCAGCAGCGGCCAGGCCCCCAAGGCCGGGGGAGGCGCGGGGGCCCUGGGGAGGAGCCCUGUCCUGCCCCUUCCUCUUGCCCUUUCCCAGCUCGCUCCUCGGGCGGCGAGGGACCACGGACCCUUCUGGCCUAGGCCCCUUGGCCCGGGAAGGACCCUUGCUAAGUGCAGUCCCUCCCCCAGCACUGCCUCCCUCCCACCCAAGGCCCCUCCCCCAGCCUGUCUCCAGGUAAGCUGCGCGGAUGGGCCUGUGCUGCCCCGCCCCGCCCUCCUGGCCCCCGGGGGAGGGGAGGAGGGGGGAGGGGCUUCCUUCCCUCCUCCUCCCCCUCCCCUCACCCCUCCAGAACUGUCGUUUGCCUGGGUGAGCUCCAGCAUGUGACUCCGCGCCCCGUCUCCCCGGUGUUACUUGUGUAAAACUCUUCUGUCUUCUUUGAUGUAGUCAAGAGAAAUUCAUGUAGUUAAUGUGAAAAGGAAAAGCCCGCCUGCUUCACGGGACCCCAGUCAGUCAUUGUGAGUGUGCGUGGACGACUCCGCUGUGCGUACGUAGCUGCUAGACCGGUCCUUACACUUGUUCUUGUCCCACGUGUGCGUGUUGCUGCGACCGGGGGAGGCGCCCGUCGGCCUCCGGGCCAUCUGCUCCAGGUUAAAACGCAAUAAACAGUUGCAAUAAAGCACA
Messenger RNA from Sarcophilus harrisii (Tasmanian devil), 5098 nucleotides. It is a transcript of the gene PIK3R3, whose product is annotated as phosphoinositide-3-kinase regulatory subunit 3. Gene Ontology annotation, biological process: phosphatidylinositol phosphate biosynthetic process; insulin receptor signaling pathway. Gene Ontology annotation, molecular function: 1-phosphatidylinositol-3-kinase regulator activity. Bases 427 to 1857 code for a protein of 476 amino acids. The transcript has 10 exons. Lineage: Eukaryota; Metazoa; Chordata; Mammalia; Dasyuromorphia; Dasyuridae. The record is from RefSeq and is a predicted model, not a curated record. Gene Ontology annotation, cellular component: phosphatidylinositol 3-kinase complex.